AAUUAAAAAAGAAAUCACUCUUUCCUAAUUCAAUCUAUGGAGAAAUUCGGUGAUUUACGGAGAAAGUAUCAGUUGGUGCCUGGGGUUUCAGGGGCCAGCUCUUGGAGCUUUAAACUCAGAGGGAGCGCGUGGGUCUCUGAACUGGAAUUUGAGAAGCCCAGGUUAGCAUCAAUGGUAGCAGAGUUUGCUGUGAACCAGGCAGCAGAGGAGAGACUAACUCACCCACAUUCUCUGUACUAGUAAGUGCUGGGCUGUAACUAAUCUGCAUGAGCUUUGGGGGUCAUGGAUAACUAGGUGGGCAUUCAUCAUCCGGUCAUUCAGGGUGUGCUUGGGUUAUUUAGAGCUUUGGUUUUGCUUCCCCCGGUUAAGAAAUAUCAUCAGGGGGAUGAAGAGAGGACUCAGUAGUUAAGGGUUCUUACUGCUCUUCCAGAGAACCCAGGUCCAGUUCCCAGCACCCACAUGGCAGAUCACAACCACUUGAUUUUCGGUUUUGGGGGCAUUUUAUAUUUGUUUAUUUAGUUUUUGCAUAUGAGGGCUCUAUCUGCAUGUAUGUCUUUGUGCCAGAAGAGGGCACCAUAUCCCAUUACAGAUGGCUGUGAGCCCCAUGUGGUUGCUGGGAAUCAAACUCAGGGCCUCUGAAAGAGUAGACAGAGCUCUUAACUUCUGAGCCAUCUCUCCAGCACAACCCCCCUUCACAACCACUUGUAACUCCAAUCCCAGGGGAUCUGGUACCCUCUUCUGACCUCUGUAUGUUUCUGCAUGCACUUGGUGAGCACACACACACUAAAGCACACACACUGACAUAAUAGAAAUAAAUAUAUUUCUAAAAUACCUUGAGUGUGAUUAUCAGAUUUCAGUUCUUCUCUGUUGGUGAUCACUAUUAGGCGAGAUGACCUUCAGAAGGCGUGACCUUGUCACCACCUGGCCACUUCCUGUCUCUACAGAUCUCCCCUUCAGGACCCAGUGGAGAUCGCAUCCAGCCCAGUCUGAUUUAGAAUGUGUCUCUCUAACCAAAGUCUUUCUGAACCACUCCGCAGGGAAAUCAGAGAGAAUGAAAGCCUAUUUGAAGAGCGCAGAUGGCUUUUUUGUCCUAAACAAAAGCACCACAAUUGGCAAGCAUGCGGAUUCGGACCUCGUCCUAAAGUCCUCAGACAUUGACAACCACCACGCGCUCAUCGAAUUCAACGAGGACGAGGGCAGCUUCGUCCUUCAGGACUUUAACUCCCGCAACGGCACGUUUGUCAACGAGUGCCACAUUCAGAACGUGGCGGUGAAGCUGAUCCCUGGGGACAUCCUGCGGUUUGGCUCUACAGGACUGACCUACGAGCUGGUCAUCGAGAACCCGCCCCAGGUCUCCUGCCCAUGGGUGAUGGGCCCAGUACCUUGGCCAAGGCCACAGCCACCUCAGGCCACACAGCAGCCACACCAGGCAUCCUCGCCACCCCACAUGCACUUCCACCAGGGCAUCCGGCCAGCAACAGUGCAGAGAAGUUGGUCGCAGGGUUGCCCCAGGCCCACCAUGGUCCCGCCUGCCCCUUUCCAGCGGCCCAUGAGUGCCAACGAGAAGAUGUUUUCCUUCAUGAUGGAUCCCCAGUCCCCUGUCAUCAAGCAAGUGUGGGCCAGCGCCAUGGAACUGUCAGAGCAAUGCGUGGUCGAGGGACUCUCGGGGACGAUCCCUCCCACCGAGAUCUUCAUGGACCAGGACCUAGACCAGCAAGACAAGGAUGAGAUCAUCCUGCUCCUGGGGAGAGAGGUCAACCGGCUCUCUGAUUUUGAAAUCCAGUCCAAAUACAAAGACGCGGUGAUAAUGAACCUGCGGGGUGAGUUGGCCGACCUGAGUCAAAGGCUAUCCGAGACAGCCGCUGCAGCCGCAGCCAGGCAGAGCGACAGGUGCACGCCGAAGUUCCAGGGCCUGGACGAAGGCGACGACCCCAGGCAGAAGGAGAUUGAGAGCAUGAAAAACCAGAUCAGCGCCCUUCAAAAAGGCUAUAGCCAGAUGCUGUGUCAUACCCUGGCCGAGCGCAACUCGGAAAUCGCAUCGCUGAAGAAUGAAGGUGAGAACUUAAAGAGAGACCACACCAUCACAUCAGGGAUGGUGACGUCGUUACAGAAAGAUGUGUCAGCGCGGAAUGAGCAAGUUCAGCAGCUGAAGGGGGAAGUGAACCAACUGAAGAAUCAGAACAAGGAGAAGGAGCUCCAGCUGGAAGCCCUGAGCUCCAGAUGUUCUGCGCUGAAAGAAGAGCUAAGGAAGGAAGAGGCCCAGAGGGAGAGCAGGGAGGCUCAGGAGAAAGAGCUGAAACUCUGCCGAAGCCAAAUGCAAGACAUGGAGAAAGAAGUGAAGAAGCUCCGAGAGGAGCUGAAGAAGAACAGUUCCAAUCAGAACACCAUCUCCAAGACGCUGCGAGAAAGGAGCAAGGUUGAAGAGAAGCUUCAGGAAGAUUCCAGAAGGAAAUUGCUUCAGCUGCAAGAAAUGGGGAACAGAGAGAGCCUCAUUAAAAUCAAUUUGGAAAGGGCAGUAGGCCAGCUGGAGCACUUCAGAAGCCAGGUCAUCAAAGCCACUUUCGGGAAAACAAAGCCAUUCCGUGACAAGCCCAUCACCGACCAGCAGCUGAUAGAGAGGAUCGUGCAGGUCACCGAGGACAACCUCAGCUUCCAGCAGAGGAAAUGGACCCUGCAGAAGGAGACUCAUCUGAGCAACUCCAAGCAGGAGGAGACCACGGAGAACAUGGAGAAGCUGAGGGCACGGCUGAGCAGCUGCCAGGCUUGCAUGAGGGAAUCGUGCAGCAGCCACGACCUGAAGAAGGAGGUGGGGCUCCUUCAGCACCUGAAGCUCAGCCCGCCCGUGGCAGGGCUUCAGAAGGCUGUCCUGGACAUCCUGCGUGUGGCCCUGUCCUGGCUGGAGGAAACGGAGCAGCUGCUUAGGGACCUCAGCAUCGAAAUGUCAGGUUCCGACAAAGGGCUCUCUCUGUAUCUAAUAUAUCUUCUGGAACAUUACAAGAAAAUCAUGAGCCAGACCCAGGAACUUCGGGUCCAGGUGAGCACUUCUCAGGAAACUCAGCAGUCUCUGGAGCAGGAGUACCUGGCCGAGAAGGAGAAGCUGAACAAAGAGAAGCUGGAACAAGAGGAGAAGCUAAAAGCCAAAAUCCAGCAGCUGGCGGAAGAGAAGAAGGCCCUGGAGACAGCUAUUGCCCAAGAGAAAAACAGAGCGAAGGAGGCUCUAGAGGGGGAGCAGAUGAAAGCCAGAGAGGUGGAGAGUCGCUUGACCUACCAGAAGAAGGCUUUGGAGGAGAGCAUCACGCAGGAGAAACACAGAGCACAGGAGGCCCUGGAGAAGGCGCAGACUCAAAUUCGUGAUCUGGAGAGCCACUUGGCCUGUCAAAAGGAGGUCUUGGAGGACAGUGUGGCCCGUGAGAAAAGAAAAGUGCGGGAAAUGCUGGAGGCGGAAAGGAGGAAGACACAAGACCUGGAGAACCAGCUGACCCAGCAGAAGGAGAUCGCAGAGAGCAUCACCUUUGAGAGACUCAAAAUGCGAGACACCCUGGAGAAGGAAAAGAGGAGAAUCCAGGACCUGGAGAACCGCCUGACCAAGCAAAGAGAGGAAAUAGAAUCGAAGGGACAAAAAGAGGACAUCUUAAAUAAUAAAUUAAACGACGCCCUGGCCAUGGUGGAGGAGGCGGAGCAGAUGAAGACAGCCGAGAGCCGCAAAGCCGAGACCCUUGCCCUCAAGUUAGACGAAACAGUAGCCGAGCUGGAAAAGACCAAGACAAAAAUGAUCAUGAUGGAGGAGCGGCUGAGGCUGCAGCAGCAGUCCAUGCAGGCAAUGCAGGAUGAGCGGGAAUCCCAGAAGCAUGGCUUCGAGGAGGAAAUCACGGUGUACAAAGAACAAAUCAGACAGCACUCGCAGACCAUCGUGAGCCUGGAGGAGAGGCUCUGCCAAGUGACUCAGCACCACAGGAAAAUAGAAGGAGAGAUUGCGACGUUAAAAGACAAUGAACCAGCUCAUAAAGAGGAGGUAUCCAAAGAGCCCGCAGCAGGACCCGCGCCGGACAGCAGUGCCAAAGAAAUGGCGUGCGACAAUCUGAUAGAUGACUUACUGGCUGCUCAGAAGGAAAUCCUGUCUCAGCAGGAGAUCAUCAUGAGGCUGAGGACAGAUCUCAGUGAAGCCCACGGCCGCAUGUCAGACCUGAGAGGGGAGCUAAGUGAGAAGCAGAAGAUGGAGCUGGAGCGACACGUGGCCCUGGUGCAGCAGCAGAACAAGGAGCUGAGCAUGCUCAAAGUGAAGGUGGCACAGACAAGCGGCCUGGUGGAGAAGAAAGACAGGGAACUGAAGGUCCUCAGGGAGGCGCUCAGGGCUUCCCACAGACCCCACCUGAGCACGGAGCAGAAGCCGAGGAAUCCGACCCCCAAGUGUGACAUCUCCCUGCAGAUAGAACCAGUGCACCAGGAUACAUUCUCCAGUCUCCAAGAGGAGCAGUUCUUCAGUGACCUGGGGGCCAAGUGCAAAGGGUCUCGACACGAGGAAGUCAUCCAGCGGCAGAGAAAGGCCUUGUCGGAGCUCCGGAUACGAAUCAAAGAACUGGAGAAGGCCAACUCCUCCAAUCAUAAGGACCAUGCGAAUGAAUCGUUCCUAGAACUAAAGACUCUGAGAAUGGAAAAAAAUGUACAGAAAAUACUAUUAGACGCAAAGCCUGACUUGACAACUCUCUCAAGAAUAGAGAUCCGAUCGCCUCAGAAUGGCCUUUUCAGCUCGACCUCCAACUUGGCUGUUGAGAAGUCCAUGAAAACAGAUGCUGCAGAAGCCUUAGAACUCAGCGAGAAGCUGUACAUGGACAUGAGCAAGACGCUUGGCAGCCUGAUGAACAUCAAGGACAUGUCUGGCCACGUGAACUUGAAACACGUCUCGCCCAAAGAGCGUGAGAGGAUCAACCACCUCCGGCAGAAGGACCUGGACCUGGUGUUUGAUAAGAUCACUCAGCUCAAGAACCGGCUUCAGAGGAAAGAGGAACUCCUGCGAGGAUGCGAGAAGGAACUGGAGCAGCUCAGGCAGAGCAAAGUGUCCGUUCAGAUGUACCAGGCGCAGGUGGCAAAGCUGGAGGAUGACGUCUACAAAGAAGCCGAGGAGAAGGCACUGCUGAAGGAGGCCCUGGAGCGCACAGAGCAGCAGCUGUACCAGGAGAGGAGGCUCAACAGGGCCUUCAGGCAGCAGAAGGAUCGAGUCGAGGCUCAAGAGAAAAAAGAGGCAUCCUGCAGCUGUCCCUUCAAAGACAAUGAGAGGCAGAGACGCAUAUUUGUAGAGGUGGUCAAGAGAAAGAUGCAGAACUCCAAUCUCCAGGUUGGAAGCAAGAAAGUCACCCAGAAGACAGGCCAAGAAAAAGAGACGAAAAAGGAGGCAUGCAAGUCUAGCCAGAGUCUGUCGUUUGUUAAGUCGGGUGGAAAGAACUAGAAAACACACUGUCCCAGGGCUCAUGUGAUCCUGAGUGAGUCAGUCUGACUCUCCAGUAAGCCAGGGACUUUCAGAGCACGCUAAAGAUGGCUGCUUAAUUGUUUGGCUUUCUAGAUUAAUAUUUUGUACAGAAUGUAUUUUGGAGUGUGUGGAGAGAGGAUUUUUUAAAAAAUAUCUAUCAAUGUAUAUACACUCAGGUAUAUAAAGAAUAUGUCUAUAACCCAGACUCCUAGCCCUGUGGAUACAGUUGUGUGCCAAGAAACCCAACUAGAGCCACAGGGCAAAGGGGAAGCUUGGAGCACUUGACCACAUUAUAAUGAAUUUAUAUCUGAGUUUAUUAUAAUAAAUUUAGAAUGCCAAUCAUUUCCGUUGCUUCUGUAAUCCUGAUCAACAUGUCUAUGGCACUUUGAGUUCUCAACACUCUUCUGAAUUAAUCCUUUCCCCAAGCCCUUCGUUCCUCCACUUCACAGACCAGGAUGCCGAGCCCGGGAAGUUGGCUGGCCUGCCUACAGUCACUCAGUAAACGCAGGAGCUGGGUUUGGAAGCCCGGUUUCUGAUUUCCACAUUGUCCAUCCUGCUGAACUGAGCGACCUUAGUUUUCCCAGUCUCUGGCUACAGGACAGACCAGGGACUCAGUCCCCAAAGAAGAUGUAUUCCAUUUCCAUGUGGUUCACAGAGACUCAUUUCUCCUCCGGUGCCCUGCCUUCUGUCUACCCACCUGACCUCAUCACUGUCAUUCUCUCUUGGCCUUGCAGCCAGCCACACCUAGGUGGGGAAAGGG
Molecule: messenger RNA, 6224 nt
Organism: Alexandromys fortis (reed vole)
Lineage: Eukaryota; Metazoa; Chordata; Mammalia; Rodentia; Cricetidae
Gene: Fhad1
Product: forkhead associated phosphopeptide binding domain 1
Exons: 33
Coding region: 890-5443 (1517 amino acids)
Molecular function (GO): protein binding
Source: RefSeq, a predicted model, not a curated record